Messenger RNA from Knipowitschia caucasica, 4371 nucleotides. The record is from the annotation of a GenBank genome assembly. Lineage: Eukaryota; Metazoa; Chordata; Actinopteri; Gobiiformes; Gobiidae.
AUGUUUCUGCCUUUUGCGUUUUUGGGUCUCUUUUCCCACUCCUCUCCCCAGCCCCACUCCCACCACACCCUGGACUCCCCCAUUACUCCUUUCUUACCCUCCAACACUUAUUAUGGCCUGAUCCAAUCCGGUAACCCUCUGUCUCUGAGGAAGACGCCGCGGCUUAACCAUGAGUUCAUCAUGGAGGGAGUGCUGGGUCGAGAACCUUUCCCUUUACCUCCACUUCCUGCUGCAGCCAUCGACCAAUCAGAGAGCUACUAUGAAGAGGCCCAACCGUAUGAGGAGGCGGUCAAUGAGGACGGCGAGGCGGUGAGCAGCUCCUACGAGUCGUACGACGAGGAGGAAGUGAGCAGAGGGAAGUGCCCGUUGGCGCAGCACCACUGGCCGUCUGUGGAGGCGCCGUUCGAGCUCAUGAAGGAUUCUCGCAUCUGUGCUUUUCUCUGGAGGAAGAAGUGGCUCGGACAGUGGGCCAAGCAGCUCUGUGUGGUCCGGGACCAGCGCCUCAUGGUGAGAGGGGUGCAGAGGAGGACACAGAGGGGUACAGAGGAGGACAGAGAGGGGGACAGAGGAGGACACAGAGGGGUGCAGAGGAGGACACAGAGGGGUGCAGAGGAGGACAGAGGAGGACACAGAGGGGUGCAGAGGAGGACACAGAGGGGUGCAGAGGAGGCCACAGAGGGGUGCAGAGGAGGACACAGAAGGGGACACAGAGGGGGACAGAGGAGGACACAGAGGGGUGCAGAGGAGGACACAGAGGGGUGCAGAGGAGGACACAGAGGAGGACAGAGGAGGACACAGAGGGGUGCAGAGGAGGCCACAGAGGGGUGCAGAGGAGGACACAGAGGGGUGCAGAGGAGGCCACAGAGGGGUGCAGAGGAGGCCACAGAGGGGUGCAGAGGAGGACACAGAGGGGUGCAGAGGAGGCCACAGAGGGGUGCAGAGGAGGACACAGAGGGGUGCAGAGGAGGCCACAGAGGGGUGCAGAGGAGGCCACAGAGGGGUGCAGAGGAGGACACAGAGGGGUGCAGAGGAGGCCACAGAGGAGGACACAGAGAAGGACACAGAGGGGUGCAGAGGAGGAAACAGAGGGGUGCAGAGGGGUGCAGAGGAGGACACAGAGGGGUGCAGAGGAGGACAGAGGAGGACACACAGGGGUGCAGAGGAGGACACAGAGGAGGACACAGAGGAGUGCAGAGGAGGCCACCGAGGGGUGCAGAGGAGGACACAGAGGAGGACACAGAGGAGGACACGGAGGGGUGCAGAGGAGGCCACCGAGGGGUGCAGAGGAGGACACAGAGGGGUGCAGAGGAGGACACAGAGGAGGACACAGAGGAGGACACAGAGGGGUGCAGAGGAGGAAACAGAGGGGUGCAGAGGAGGACACAGAGGGGUGCAGAGGAGGACAGAGGAGGACACAGAGGGGUGCAGAGGAGGACACAGAGGAGGACACAGAGGGGGACAGAGGAGGACACAGAGAGGUGCAGAGGAGGACACAGAGGAGGCCAGAGAGAUGCAGAGGAGGACACAGAGUGGUGCAGAGGAGGACACAGAGUGGUGCAGAGGAGGACACAGAGGGGGACAGAAGAGGACACAGAGGGGUGCAGAGAGAUGCAGAGGAGGACACAGAGGGGGACAGAGGAGGACACAGAGGGGUGCAGAGGAGGACAGAGGAGGACAGAGAGAUGCAGAGGAGGACAGAGGAGGACACAGAGGGGUGCAGAGGAGGACAGAGGAGGACACACAGGGGUGCAGAGGAGGACACAGAGGAGGACACAGAGGGGUGCAGAGGAGGCCACCGAGGGGUGCAGAGGAGGACACAGAGGGGUGCAGAGGAGGACACAGAGGAGGACACAGAGGGGUGCAGAGGAGGAAACAGAGGGGUGCAGAGGGGUGCAGAGGAGGACACAGAGGGGUGCAGAGGAGGACAGAGGAGGACACAGAGGGGUGCAGAGGAGGACACAGAGGAGGACACAGAGGGGGACAGAGGAGGACACAGAGAGGUGCAGAGGAGGACACAGAGGAGGCCAGAGAGAUGCAGAGGAGGACACAGAGUGGUGCAGAGGAGGACACAGAGGAGGACAGAGGAGGACAGAGAGAUGCAGAGGAGGACACAGAGGGGGACAGAAGAGGACACAGAGGGGUGCAGAGAGAUGCAGAGGAGGACACAGAGGGGGACAGAGGAGGACACAGAGGGGUGCAGAGGAGGACAGAGGAGGACAGAGAGAUGCAGAGGAGGACAGAGGAGGACACAGAGGGGUGCAGAGGAGGACAGAGGAGGACAGAGAGAUGCAGAGGAGGACAGAGGAGGACACAGAGGGGUGCAGAGGAGGACAGAGGCCUUUAUUUCCCUCUUGUUAUAAGAGUUCGAAGGAGCAGACGCCGCUGCUGGACGUGAGUCUGAUUGGCUGCUCCGUGAUCCACAAAGAGAAGCAGCUGAAGAGGAAGGAGCACAGGCUGAAGAUCGUCCCUGUGGGAGGAGAGGCCAUCGUCCUGGGCCUGCAGAGCAAGGAGCAGACGGAGCAGUGGCUCAAGGUGAUUCAGGAGAUUAGUCCAAAACCUUCUGAAAACUGUGACUCACUUCCAUCUGACUCGCCCCGACUCCUCUGCACUAAGGGGGAGCUCGGGGACAGACACUCAGUCGCAUCAGAGAGCGGCAGCAGCACCGACAGUCACACGGACACAUGUGACAACAGAGAUGUGAAAAAGAAGUUCCAGUUCAGUAACCUCAUGAACAUCGGAAAAAAGAAGCCACUCUCUUUGGAAAGUCCAGAGAAGAGCCUGGACACGUCAGGUUACCUGAACGUCCUGGUGAACAGUCAGUGGAGGACCUGCUGGUGUCUAAUCAAGAACGGGCAGCUGUGGUUUUAUCAAGAGAAGAACAAGUCAAAGAUCAGCCAACCGUCCGUCAGCCUGGAGGGGUGCAGCGUGUGCCCCGACCCCAGCCCCGAGCACCUGUACUCCUUCAGGAUCCUCCUGGACGGGACGCAGCCGACCACGUUAGAGGCUAAGACCUCUGCAGACAUGGGUCACUGGCUGGGCCUCCUGUUGUCUGAGAGCGGGACCAAGACCAGCCCCGAGGACCUGACGUACGACUACGUGAACGCUGAGAGGGUCUCGACUAUUGUCAACGCCGCCAAGACCUCGCUCUACCUGAUGCAGAGGAGGUACUCGGAGCCAAACGCAUACAUCGAGGCCCCGCCCUCUUUUUCCCCAAGCACCGAGGACCUGUACGACGACGUGGCCUCGCUGGACCCUGAGGACGCUGAGGAAACUGAAUCUGUGAAUAACGAGAUUAAAGCAGAAGCGAGUCCGAGCGAGGACGACGCAGAUGGACCUAAAGUCCCGGACGCUGCAGAGGACUCAGGAAACAGAGUGUAUCUGGACCUUAUCCCUGUGCGCUCCUUCUUACACACCAGCGGAAAAAACUCUCCGGCCAAAGACCCAGGACCCACCGAGGACCCAGGACCCACCGAGGACCCAGGAGACCACAGAGAGGUCCGGACCCCCUCCCCUUCUGAGGCACACAGCCCAGAGGAGACCGCCCCGGCCCAGCCUCAGGACAAGCCUCUGAAGUCAUGGUCCCAGAACCAGGAGGGUCCGAAGAGGAGCAGCGUGGGACACAUCAGUAAAAGCUUCCUGAGUCCAGCUGGGCCAGGCCAGACCGGACCAGGCCAGACCGGACCAGGACAUCACAGCCCCCAGACCCCGAGAGCCAAACACAUGAACGGGGGAGAGAGGACAAAGGCGUUUACUCUGGGUUCCCCGGGCGCAGUGGAGGGUAAACUGGGAAAAAACCGCACAGAAGCAGAUUUAAGGAAGUACCGGGACGAGCGAGAGCGACUGGAGAGAGAGAGGGAGGAGGUGAGGAGCAGCCUGUCCCAUCUGAGGAAGGAGAGGAGCGAGGUCCGGGAGGAGCUCACCGCCUGCCACGACCCCAAACUUCAGGCUGCCGUAGAAUCGCGUCUCAAGCUGCGGGACGAGGCCUGUCGGGAGGCGGAGCGGCGGAGGGUGGAGGUGGAGCUGCAGCUGGUGGAGGUCAAGGAGAACCUGAAGAAGGCAGAGUCCGGGCCCUUCACUCUGGGGACCACGCUGGACCUCCAGGAGCCGUGUAAAGCUUCCACCCUUCCUCCGUGUGUCCAUCUGCCUUCAUCAUCAUCAUCAUCAUCACCUUCGCCCUGCUCAACGCCCAAAGCCUCCUCCACCCCAACCCCCACCUCCUGCACCACCCCCACGUCCUGCCCCGCAAGCGGAGAUGCAGGCUCUCCGGUCAACUCCGCCUCCGCACUGAAGAACAGACCCGCCUCAAUAAUGGCCACGAAAGGAAAGGUUUUACAGAAAGCGAAGGAAUGGGAGAAAAUGUCCGGGACUUAG